AUUGCCACUGCACGUGAAGGGCUUGUGUUUUCUAAGAUUAUUUGUUGGACACGUUGACACUGAUGUUUAAAUAAGAAACAGCAACGCAGGGUGAUUUUACUUGAUGCAUAACUGAUUGGAGGAUUUUAGUCUAUUGCAUAUUACCGACUGAUCCUGACCGACUCAGGGUGUGAAGCACCGAGGCACGAUGAUGGAGGACUACUCUGCAACUGGAGGCGAGAGGGUGAACCCGGGAUACGACGCGUCCCUUGACGAGCCGCCACAUUACGAGGAGUCGUCCUUCUCCGGCACGGCGGGGAACGGCUACGUAGCCGGAGACAAGGGCAAAGCCAGGGAGGUCCGACACUCGGUCGUCAGUGCCUUUGGCCACAGCACACUGGACAGGGUGCCCAACAUAGACUUCUACCGCAACCCGGGCAGUGUCAGCGGGCACCGCGCAAUCCGGCCCUCCCUGCAGGAGCUUCACAGCAUCUUCCAGAAUGGUGGACCCAUUAAUGACAUAGUGGACGAGACAACUGGGAGUGAUGGAACGCCGGUCGACGUGGAGUCGGUCUCACCGGCCGAGGACACAGGAGGAUUAGUCAAAUUUGGCUGGAUAAAGGGUGUAUUGGUACGAUGCAUGCUGAACAUCUGGGGAGUGAUGCUUUUCAUCCGUCUUUCAUGGGUGUUCGGUCAAGCUGGCAUCGGUCUAGGGAUCGUCAUCAUCCUCCUGAGCCUUGUGGUGACCACUGUCACUGGUCUCUCCAUGUCUGCAAUCUGCACCAAUGGCGUGGUUCGGGGAGGGGGUGCUUACUAUCUGAUCUCCCGCAGCCUGGGGCCCGAGUUUGGCGGCUCCAUCGGCUUGAUUUUUGCCUUUGCCAAUGCAGUGGCUGUGGCCAUGUAUGUGGUGGGCUUUGCUGAGACAGUCGUGGAUCUCCUUCAGGACAGCAAUGCCAUCAUGGUGGAUGAGGUCAAUGACAUCAGAAUUGUUGGCUGCAUCACAGUGGUGCUGCUCCUGGGGAUUUCAUUGGCCGGAAUGGAGUGGGAGGCCAAGGCUCAAAUCAUCCUGUUGGUUAUCUUGCUGGUGGCCAUCGCAAAUUUCUUCGUAGGAUCAGUUAUCCCUGCGACCAAGGAAAAGAGAUCUAAAGGCUUUUUCAAUUACCAAGCAUCCAUAUUUGCGGAAAACUUCAUCCCCAAUUUUCGAGACGGAGAGACCUUUUUCUCCGUCUUUGCCAUCUUCUUCCCUGCAGCCACAGGCAUUCUGGCAGGUGCCAAUAUUUCUGGAGAUCUGAAGGACCCCCAAGCUGCAAUUCCGAAGGGGACUCUGCUGGCUAUUUUCAUUACAGGAAUGACGUAUCUGGUUGUAGCCAUUUGUGUGUCCUCUACAGUUGUGCGGGAUGCAACUGGCAGUGUCAACAGCACCUUCUCAGGGCCGGUGAGCUGCAACGGCUCGGCAGCCUGCGAACUCGGCUACAACUUUACAUCCUGCAAAAUCGAGUCCUGCAGAUUCGGCCUCAUGAACAAUUUCCAGGUCAUGACCAUGGUGUCUGGCUUUGGCCCUCUUAUAACAGCAGGAACCUUCUCAGCUACUCUCUCAUCAGCCCUUGCCUCUCUCGUUAGCGCCCCCAAAGUCUUCCAGGCACUAUGCAAAGAUAACAUCUACACAGCGCUACAUUUCUUCGCCAAGGGACACGGCAAAAAUAAGGAGCCCAUCCGCGGCUACGUCCUCACCUUCGCCAUCGCCGUGGCAUUCAUCCUUAUCGCGGAGCUCAACGUAAUCGCUCCCAUCAUUUCGAACUUCUUCCUAGCCUCUUAUGCCCUCAUCAACUUCUCCUGCUUCCACGCUUCCUAUGCAAAGUCACCAGGAUGGAGACCGGCUUACAAAUACUACAACAUGUGGCUCUCUCUGCUGGGUGCCAUAUUGUGUUGCUCCGUGAUGUUCGUCAUCAACUGGUGGGCUGCACUGCUGACCUACGGCAUUGAGAUCUUCCUGUACAUCUACGUUACGGUGAAAAAGCCAGACGUGAACUGGGGUUCCUCGACACAGGCAGUGACAUUUGUCAACGCUGUAAACAAUGCUUUGACCUUAUCUGGAGUGGAUGACCACAUCAAAAAUUUCAGACCCCAGUGCAUCGUGCUGACUGGAGCCCCCAGAUUCCGCCCUGCGCUCCUUGACUUGGCCCACUCCAUCACCAAGGGCUAUGGGCUUUGUCUCACCUGCCAAGUGUUUGUGGGACCACGGUUAAAGAUGCUCCAAGAGAUGAAUGCGGGGAUAGAGCCGAACCAGGCAUGGCUGAACACGAAAAAACGCAAAGCUUUCUACACAGCGGUAGCGAGCGAUUCCUUCAGGGAAGGCGUGGAAAAUCUCCUACAGGCAUCCGGACUGGGCCGACUGAGGCCCAACACUGUCGUCAUUGGGUUUAAGAAAGACUGGAGGACAGCAACCAGAGAGGACGUGCAGAGCUACGUUGGUGUGUUGCACGAUGCGUUCGACUUCGAAUACGGCCUUGUGAUACUGCGAGUCAGUCAGGGCCUGGACAUCUCCUCCAUCAUCGAGGCAGAAGAGGAGAUGGAGAGGUUGGCCCUAGAACAGCAGGCUAUGGAGGCUGAGGAGUUUCAGCCGGCUGGAAAGGGCCCCUUCUGGUCCAGGAAAACAUCUAAACAAAUGCUAACACCACAAGUGUCUGUGAAUAGCCCACAAACGUCUCAGGUACCAAAAGUUAAUCAGAGGUUAAUGGAAGCAAGCACUCAGUUCCAGAAGAAACAAAACAAAGGCACGAUUGACGUGUGGUGGCUGUUUGACGACGGAGGCCUGACACUGCUCAUCCCCUACAUCCUAACCACACGAAAGAAGUGGAAGGACUGCAAGUUGAGGAUCUUCAUCGCGGGGCAGACUGACCGCAUAGAGCAAGACUGGGCAGAGAUGGAGGGCCUUCUGAGACAAUUUAGGAUCAAGUACGUAAACAUCAGCGUCAUCACUGACAUCACCUCCAAGCCAAGCUCCGAGAGCUGGAAAAACUUUGAGGACAUGAUUGAGCCUUUCCGCCUUCGCGAUGGCACAAAGGAGACAGCCAUUUCUGAUGCACAGAAGAAGGAGAACUCGUGGAAGAUCACAGAUGCCGAGCUGGAAAUGCAUGAGGAGAAGACAUACCUGCAAGUUCGCCUGAAUGAACUGCUGCAAGAGAAUUCAAGGGCGGCCAACCUUAUCAUUGUGAGCACACCUAUAGCUCGGAAAGGGGCCGUCUCCGACCACCUCUAUAUGGCUUGGCUGGAUGUCCUAACCAAAAAUCUCCCACCAGUCUUGCUUAUCAGAGGAAACCAUAAGAGUGUGCUAACCUUCUACUCUUAAGUGGCUCCCUCACGGCCAAACACCACAACAGCUUCCGUAAUAUGACAUCCAAUGCAGAAAACGGUUACAUGUGUAGCUCUUCUGCUGCCCUCUAGUGGAAAUACCCAUUUAAUACCACAUUCAACAGCAGUUAGUCCAUGUACUGUCUUUGCAGGAUGAAGAUGCAGAAAAUAUUGUAUAAAUGUUAUGAAUUUACAGUAAAUUAGGUUAGACAUAUCACAAGCCUCCCAUCUUGUACAUUAUUUAAACGACAUAUAAGCUUUUUUCAUAUUUGCUACAUUGCUGAAAUAAACAUGUUUUACAGUACAGUGCCCCAUUUAAAUUGAAUUAGACAUAAAUACAUAUUAAUAAGUCAAUGUAAAUCACGCAUUCUUAAUGUUAGUGGGAGAUAAAUCCCUCCGUAAUUGCCCAAUUACUGCAAUGUAUGGAUGGAGGCAGAGGCGGUACACAGUCAAAGUUUUUUAUAGUGGUUAUAAAGUAGAGUUAAUGGAGAUUUCGUAUGCAGUUCGAAAGCUCUGGGUGGUCUGUUGAUGGCGAUGACACUACCUGUAAGGCGCGAGAUAACCGAAACAGCAGCCCAUCCUGCUGAAUAACCCUACGUACCCAGUCAUUUAGGUUUGAGCGGAAUCUGUUAUUCAAGCAACCGCUUGGACGUUACAAUAUCAUACACAUACAUACUUCAUCUAAAACCUAUUGGGGUUGUAAACUUUAUUUUUAAAUCAUCUUAAUUUAUUGCUGUAUUGUUCUUUGUAUGGACUUCAGUUUAAAUUGCGCUUAUAUCAUUUUUAGGCACUUAGUUUGCAAAUAAAAACACUUUUCAGGCUGCAA
This is a messenger RNA of Brienomyrus brachyistius, 4156 nucleotides long. It is a transcript of the gene slc12a1, whose product is annotated as solute carrier family 12 member 1. Gene Ontology annotation, molecular function: sodium:potassium:chloride symporter activity. Gene Ontology annotation, biological process: sodium ion homeostasis; chloride transmembrane transport; cell volume homeostasis. The record is from RefSeq and is a predicted model, not a curated record. The coding region runs from base 188 to 3328 and encodes 1046 amino acids. Gene Ontology annotation, cellular component: membrane. Lineage: Eukaryota; Metazoa; Chordata; Actinopteri; Osteoglossiformes; Mormyridae. The transcript is spliced from 26 exons.